GUUGGUCUUUGCUUCAGCGGCGGUGGCCUUGCGUCGGCUGCAGCUGCAGUAGGAGCCCUCCGCGCCUUGGAGGCCGCAGAUCUGAUGGAGCAGUUCGAUGCCCUGAGCGUGGUGUCGGGUAGCGCAUGGGCGACUGCGGCAUACAUGUUCGACAAGGAGCCGGCAUCUUCCCUGCUGGGGCAGAUUGCACCGCUCAGUGAGCUGACUUUGGAGGCAUUGGAUGCACUUCCACCACCGGCUCUUCAGGGCUCUACGCGCGAGGCAGCCGUGUCGAAGGUGUUCUUCGGCGUAGAGGUCCCCGUGGAGGAACUGCGCCAGGCAGUUGCCAAGAGCUGGCUUGAGGAUUUUUCCUUGGACCAUCUGGCAUACCUGGCAGGGGGCGAGGAGGAGAAACAGCGCAUCAUCGAGGCCGCGCCACAGCUGCAGGACAAAGAUUUCCUGGUGCCCCGGCGGGAUCGGCCCAAAUCCUGGAUGGUCGGGGCAGCUCUGUCCUCCGAGGAUGGCUCCGUGCUGCCCUUCGCCGUGACACCGAGCCGAGUCAGCGCCCCUGCAGACGAGGAUAGCUCUCCAAGGCCUUCUGAGGCGGUGGUGUAUCCCUUCUACAGGGACCUGGAACGGAACAGCCUAUUUUCCCGAGGCGAGGUGGAGACGUUUGCCUUCGGUGGCCGUGAGGCGCUGAGCAUCGACAGCCCCCCAUUUCAGCCCGGUAGCCCCGUCAUCCGUCUAGCUGCUCCGACAGAGCCUUUCUCGCUUGCCGACGCCCUGACGAUGAGUGGACUCUCUGCUGCGGCGCAGCUUUUCCCGGGCUUGCCAAAGCCGGCGCGCUGGCCGGUGAAG
This is a messenger RNA of Symbiodinium sp. CCMP2592, 837 nucleotides long. The record is from the annotation of a GenBank genome assembly. Lineage: Eukaryota; Dinophyceae; Suessiales; Symbiodiniaceae.